This is a messenger RNA of Sesamum indicum (sesame), 2410 nucleotides long. RefSeq names its product subtilisin-like protease SBT4.3. Lineage: Eukaryota; Viridiplantae; Streptophyta; Magnoliopsida; Lamiales; Pedaliaceae. The record is from RefSeq and is a predicted model, not a curated record. Gene Ontology annotation, biological process: proteolysis. Gene Ontology annotation, molecular function: serine-type endopeptidase activity.
CACAAAAUUGGAGCAUGUUUUUGUUGAGGAAUAUUCAUCUGAGAAUGGAUGGGGGGUAUGAUCAUUGUUCCAAGAAUUCCUAUAUUUUGCUGCUAAUUAUAUGUAUUGCUCUCCUGAUGACAGUACCUACUCAUACUUCAGAUGAAGAAAGGCAGGUUUACAUAGUGUACUUGGGCGGACUUGCUGAAACUGAUGAAUCACCUUCAUCACACCAUUCCCGCAUGCUUCAACAAGUUGUUGACAGCAGGUUUGUGAAUCAAUCCAUGGUGAGGAGUUAUACAAGGAGUUUCAAUGGAUUUGCAGCCAACCUCACAGCUCAAGAGAAACAAGAGUUGGCCGGUCAUGAGGAUGUUGUAUCUAUUUUCCCAAGCAGAACCUUUCAACCUCAAACAACAAGAUCUUGGGAUUUCAUGGGAUUGCCUGAAAAUGUUCAUCGAAAUCUCACUGUUGAGAGUGACAUUAUUAUUGGUGUUCUUGAUACUGGAAUUUGGCCUGAGUCGGAAAGUUUCAACGAUGAAGGCUUCGGCCCUCCUCCCAAGAAAUGGAAAGGAGUGUGUGAAGGCGGAAAAAAUUUCACUUGCAACAACAAAUUAAUAGGGGCUCGUUACUAUAACUCGCAUCAGGAUCAGCCCAGUGAUGGUUCUGCCAGAGAUAGUGAAGGCCAUGGAACUCACACAGCAUCCACAGCAGCAGGGAACUAUGUGAAAGAUGCUAGUUUCUAUGGGAUUGCUAAAGGAACUGCCAGAGGAGGGGUCCCAUCGGCAAGAAUUGCAGCAUACAAAGUAUGUUACAGUGAAGGAUGCCGAGAAGUGGAUAUUCUAGCUGCAUUUGAUGAUGCUAUAGCAGAUGGAGUUGAUAUCCUAUCGAUCUCCCUUGGACCACAGACACCGUUACAAUUUGAAGAUGAUACUGUUGCGAUUGGCGCCUUCCAUGCUUUACAAAAGGGCAUUUUAGUAUUGCAAUCCGCAGGGAACAGCGGAUACAAGAAAACAGUUGCAAGUAUUGUUCCUUGGAUCUUCACAGUAGCUGCAAGCAGUACCGACAGAGGGAUCGUCACCAAAGUUGUUAUUGGGAAUGGAACUGUAUUCAGUGGCAAGGCGAUCAACUCCUUCAGUUUGGUAGGGACUGGUGUUCCGGUAGUAUAUGGAAAAGAUGUCACCAAAACCUGCAGUGAGGUUUCUGCUAGGCAAUGUGCUCCAUUCUGUUUGGAGCCCAGUCUAGUGAAGGGAAAGAUUCUGCUCUGUGACAACUAUUCGGGAGUGAACAACGCCUUUCGUGCUGGAGCAGUUGGUGCGGUUACAAGUAGCAAUGCGUUGCCUCCCCAAGUUUCAGUUAAUAUUUCCUUUAUCGUUCCUCUUCCAGCCUCCCGUUUGAAGGAUCAGGACUUCAAUGAUCUCCAGAGCUACUAUGCCGCGACGAUAACCCCCAAAGUCGACAUCCUGACUAGUGAAUCUGUAAAAAACAUCGAUGCCCCUCUGGUCGCGCACUUCUCUUCAAAAGGGCCAAAUGGCAUUAUUCCAGAUAUUUUGAAGCCAGAUGUAACAGCUCCUGGAAUUGAAAUACUGGCAGCGUUUUCACCUAUAGCUCCACCGUCAGACUUGCCGCAAGACAAGAGAUCCGUGAACUAUAGCAUAAUAUCUGGAACCUCAAUGUCUUGCCCACACGUCGCUGGAGCAGCUGCUUAUGUAAAAUCAUUUCAUCCCGACUGGUCACCUUCUGCAAUCAAAUCAGCUCUUAUGACAACUGCCUGGAGAAUGGAUCCGACAAAGGAUUCACUAGCAGAAUUUUCGUAUGGAGCCGGCCAUAUUGAUCCAGUAAAAGCUGUCGAUCCUGGGCUUGUGUACGAGACAUUCACCGAGGAUUACAUCAAUAUGCUUUGCAGUUUGGGAUAUGAUACUGCAACACUAAGGAAGAUUCUUGGAAUAAAUAGCACUUGUCCCACCGGAGUGCAGAUAACGCCCAAAGAUCUCAACUACCCUUCGAUGGCUAAACGUAUUAUGACAGGUGGUAGCACCAUUAUAACCUUUUCAGAAAAUUUUACAAGAACAGUCACAAAUGUAGGACUCAAAAACUCAACAUACAAGGUGACUACCAGCAUAAGUCCCGACUACAAUAUCUCAGUGAAACCAGACAUCCUUACAUUUAGAACGUUAAACGAAAGGAAGUCGUUUGAAGUGAUUAUUAGUGGGAAGAUUAGUGGGGAAAUGGUGUCAGCUGAAUUAGAAUGGUCUGAUGGCGUCCAUAGAGUCCGGAGUCCAAUUACUGUGUAUCCAGAUUCUUUAUAGAUCAGCAGGGGUUUAUAUCUCUAUUCAAGUUGGUUAUCAGGGAAAUAAAUAUGUAAAGCUAAAUUGAUUGAAAUACCGCUCAUGAAUAAACACUCCCCGUUUCUUUCUCCCAUGAUACAAAUUAU